AUGAUAGCAGCAGCAACACAGCAGCAGCAGCAGCAGCAGCAGCAGCAGCAGCAGGAGGAGGUGCAGCAAAAGCAGCAGCAGGAGGAAAGACAGCAGCAGCAGAUAAAAAAAAAAAGAAAACAGAAAAAGAACAAAAAGAGACAAAAACAAACGCAAAAAAAUACUCAAAUGUAUCAACUAGAAACAGCAGCAACAUACUGCAGCAGCAGCAGCAGCAGCAGCAGCAGCAGCAGCAGCAGCAGCAAACCCCAUUCAACCCCAACGACCCCACCACCGCCACAACCAGCAGCAGCAGCAGCAGCAGCAGCAGAGCAGGAGGAGGCCUUUCUGGAUCACCAGCAGCAGCAGCAGCAGCAGCAGGCGCUGCUGCUGCUGCUGCUGCUGAGAUAG
Eimeria mitis is the source of this 390-nucleotide messenger RNA. RefSeq lists its product as uncharacterized. The record is from RefSeq and is a predicted model, not a curated record. The transcript has a single exon. The coding region runs from base 1 to 390 and encodes 129 amino acids. NCBI's taxonomy places the organism in Eukaryota, Apicomplexa, Conoidasida, Eucoccidiorida, Eimeriidae.